This is a messenger RNA of Desarmillaria tabescens, 1770 nucleotides long. RefSeq lists its product as uncharacterized. Lineage: Eukaryota; Fungi; Basidiomycota; Agaricomycetes; Agaricales; Physalacriaceae. The record is from RefSeq and is a predicted model, not a curated record. The transcript has 12 exons. The coding region runs from base 1 to 1770 and encodes 589 amino acids.
AUGGUUCGCGCAAAGAUGUUGCAUGGCGAAGCUAAGCAAGCCGUAGCUGUUCAUCUCUAUCUCGAUUACCGAGAAGGUGGAUUGAACAUAGGAUCAAACGCACGCCACAAGGAUAUGAGUGUUGCUCGUAGUAGCACGGUGAAGGAGCCAAGAGCCCAUCUCGAAGGCCAUGAUUUGCCUGCUGACUUCAAACUACCUGAUCUCGCCCUGGUUCGCGAGGAAGCUGCAUAUGUUCAAGAACUUAUGCGAAAGCCGGAACCCGAAGCAAUACUCGGUCGAAACUCCCAAGGCCAGGACGUCGGUAUUCUUCCUACAGCGUUGAUCUACAAUACAAUACUUCCAAACCUGUUUCAAUUCAGUUAUUUCUGCAACGUAGUUGACGUUCCAUCCGAUAUUCUUCUGCAAUGUGUUUGGGCACUGGAAUGGUUCAUUCGCGCCCUGAAAGAAUGCUCAGAGGAUCAGUUGAGGAGUGUCGGACACAUCCUUCCCAAUCAGCAAGGCGAAAUGGCUGAUUUUGCUAGAUAUUUUGCGCUCUCCAAUGCCAGAAAUAAGGUGGCGCACCAUUUACUAGGGCCCCAAAUCGACCGUCCGAUCGAAGCUCUGCGUCAUUCACGAGAAGCUGUUCAGACGGAUGAAAAACGCUGUGUGGAGAGUACCGGUAUCUCUAAUGUUGCGAAAUUAAAUCCAGUAUUAUAUGGCAAUUAUGCAGUUUCCCUUGCACGAGCCAGGACAGAUGACAAAGAAGCAAAGAAAGCAUUGUCACGCCUUGUGAACGAGUCAAACCUCACCACAUUUUCGACUGCCACUUAUAAUGUGAUUAGAGGGAAAGUCUAUCUUGCUCGUGUACUUCGGAGACUAGGAGAAACAAAGCAAGCUGGUGAACUGGAAACCUGGUUGAUCAAAUGGUUCAAAAAAAAUCCUCACAAAAUUACGGACCUAAUGAUUGUUGAGAUGUUUACUACCGACCUUGAUCAGGAGACAGACCCGGUCUUGAAAGGCCUUGGUGGUGUAAAAUGGAUCGAAGACAGGAAACACACACAGAAAACCGACGAACGUCUCUACAGGGCCUGUCGAAACUGUCAUGCACGUGAACCUCAGGUGAAACUCGCUCAGUGUGCUCGAUGCCAACACAUCUAUUAUUGUUCUAAGCAGUGCCAAAAAGUCAACUGGCCCUAUCACAAAGAAGUAUGCAAGGAAUUUGCCGCGCACCUCAAGAAGAUAGCAGAGCUCUCUCGCACCGCUCCUCUGGAAGCUCAACGUGCAAGUGACUGGCAUAUCUGGAGAGAUGCGCCCCAGAAAGAGUGCACAAUACACUUUGCUAGCGCUCUCGAACUAGAACGAGAUCCUUCUCGUGGCCGUACCCACAUUGUUUUGCAAAUGGUCGAGCAUGUUCCCAAUGCCAAAAAUGUGCUUGAUAGAUUCAAGCCCGUUGCCGUUGGCAUUUUCAAGUUGGCGGAUAUAUGGCAGGACUUUGAAGUCUUCAUGGGACUCAAACCUGGUGAAGGAAAAGGCCUCAUUGAUGAGGUACUAGAAGAAUUUGACCAUGGGCCCGGAAAUGGUUUAGAUGGAGACGUGUCGAUUCCAGUCCUUUGUCUGAUGUUUUCGCUAUUUGGUGAAAUCGACACGUACCUGAGUUCUCAUUGUGUGACAAUGGAUCACAUGAAGAUGGCUCGAUACAACCCUGAAUGGAGGAAGGCCUUGUAUCCCAGUGCUCCUCCAAUUCACUAUGAGCUGCCAAGUGGCGUUAAGGAAGCUGAACAUAUAUUCUGA